Plasmopara halstedii is the source of this 387-nucleotide messenger RNA. Its product is annotated as reverse transcriptase. NCBI's taxonomy places the organism in Eukaryota, Oomycota, Peronosporomycetes, Peronosporales, Peronosporaceae. The transcript has a single exon. The record is from RefSeq and is a predicted model, not a curated record. The coding region runs from base 1 to 387 and encodes 128 amino acids.
AUGACGGGAAAGGAAGAUGGCGACGUCAGACUCAAGACUAUGCCUGCAGUAGAUGCUCUUCUUAAGCUGGACGAGGUGCCACUUAAAAUGUUCGGCAAGGCCUUGAAGGCGGGCGAUUUGGCCGAGGUGGUCAUUGUACGACCGGACGAGGAAAUGAAUUCGUCAUCGCUUCUGGAUGAAGCUGUCUUGGGGGACACCAAAAACGUGCUGAACGCACGAAGUGGAUUGUCGAUCCUACGGAAUAUCUUGGAUCCGUACUAUCCUUUGGUAAAGAAGUUUCAAGACGUCGUCCUCAAAGACCCGCCUUCAGCCCUACCUCCGGAGCGAUGUUUGCAUCAAGAGAUCGACCUGGUUCCGGGAAUCAAAUGCUGCGCAACACGCCAAUGA